UAUUAAUUAAUUAAUACUUCCAUAAUAAUGAUUCAAUGAACAGCUGGGCUUUUAUAGGGCUGUUUGAUAUCAACUAAAACGAAAAAGACGAGAGCCCAUAUAGAGUGAAAUGGGCCCAACAAAGUAACAGUCAAAAUCUCUCUCUUGGUCAGUUUUGAUAUUUUGUCUCCUUGGUGGGCAGACCAAUUUCAUCUUGGCGGUCCUGGUGCUCUGCUCGUCCUGAAGGGCGACGUCAAGGAAUCAGGCUCCGUUAUCAAAGGCGACGUCAAGCAUAUUCACAACUGGACCCAACAAGAAGCUUCCGCCGCCUCCAAGGCUGGUUUGAUUUAGCUGUUUUUGAGAUAUGUGAAGAGAGCUAAGAAUUUCAAAGUAAAGGUCUCCCAUUCCACUUGAGCAACAUUCGCUCUUUCUUGUGCGCCUGGAUAUGUGCCCAAAUAAAAGCCCAAAUAAAACCUGAGACAGGCCCAGGUCCAUUUGAAUAUGUGCAAACUGCAAUCCUUAAAAUCUCUCAAUUAUUCAACUUCCUGGCGGCGAAUCUUUAAUCUAUCUCUAGCAUUUUGGGAGCACCUCCGGGGUUGGGGUUGGGGUUGCUUCGGAAUCAGCUACUCUUUUUCUUCCAUUCUUUUGAAACCGCGUGUGACUUAAAAAUGAAAAAAGAGAGAGAGAGAGAGAGAGAGAGACUAGGCACAAAAUCAUACUGUAUUAUUGUGAGAUGUCAAUUUUCCCAAGUGGGUGGUGGAAUCCGCAACUAAAAAUGCUUUUGAUGACGAUGUUAUGCUUUCUCUCCGUUUUCCACUUUAUAUUGCUAGUUCUUCCACACAGCACAAUGGUGGAUUUCAUUAUAAAUCAACCUUCAGAAGUGCCAAAUGAUGAUGAUCCCUUUGUUAUGCCCAAAUCUUGAGAUUGAGAGAAUAGUAUCCUGAUCUUUUGAGAUAGAUGAUCAAUUCAAAUCUUCACCGACUUUUAUAUUCGAACAAUUUUGUGUGUAAGUUGUGCCACGUCAUCUCAAAGAAUCUUUAGUGGCACGUGCUGGAUCCGGGGCAGCAAAACGGGCUGAUGAAAAGAAUUUGGAGGUCUCACUUUCCUACUCUCUCCCCCUGUCGUCUCUGCUGCACCACCCAAAUCAAUCGGGAUACAACAACCAACCAUGGAUGAUGAUGAAUAUGCCAAGCUCAUCAGGAGAAUGAAUCCACCCAGAGUUGUAAUAGACAACGACGCCAGCGAUGAUGCCACUGUUAUUCAGGUUGAUAGUGUGAACAAACAUGGGACUCUAUUGGAAGUAGUGCAAGUGCUUACUGAUAUGAAUCUUGCGAUCAAGAAAGCCCACAUCUCUUCCGAUGGAGGUUGGUUCAUGGACGUCUUCAAAGUGAUCGACCAAUUUGGCAGGAAGAUCAGAGACACACAAGUCCUUGACUAUAUCCAAAGAAGGAUAGAGAGCAACGCUGGGUGGUUUAUUCCACCUUUGAGAAGUUCAGUUGGUGUAAUGCCCUCUGACGAAUACACAGCGAUUGAGCUCGCUGGAACGGACAGACCCGGUCUGUUGUCUGAAGUAUCUGCUGUUCUCACUGACCUUCACUGCAACGUUGUCAACGCUGAGAUAUGGACUCACAACACCAGAGCUGCAGCGGUUAUUCAUGUUACGGACAAUUCAACUAAUUCAGCCAUUACUGACCCCGUUCGCCUCUCCACCAUCAAAGAGCUGCUGUGCAAUGUAGUUGGGACCAACAGCGGUUCAAGAGCUGCAAAAACGGUCUUCUCUUGUUCUGAUACACACAGGGAGAGACGGUUGCAUCAGAUCAUGUUUGAUGAUAGGGACUACGAGGGAGUCAAAAGAUCGGCGUCAAGGCCCAAUGUCACACUAAUGAACAUUGACAAGGAUUAUACCGUUGUAACCAUGAGGUCCAAAGAUAGACCAAAGCUUGUGUUUGACGUAGUCUGUACUUUGACUGAUAUGCAGUAUGUGGUGUUCCACGGCAUGGUCAGCACAGAACCAGUGGAGGCUUAUCAGGAGUUUUACAUCCGUCAUGUCGAUGGACUUCCCAUAAACUCGGAAGCAGAGCAAGAACGUGUCAUACAAUGUCUGGAAGCAGCCAUUGAGAGGAGAGCAUCUGAGGGUUUAGAGCUGGAAUUAUUAGCAGAAGACCGAGUUGGUCUCCUCUCAGACAUAACCAGAACAUUCCGAGAGAACAGCUUAACAAUUGUGAGAGCAGAGAUCUCGACGCGAGAGGGUAAGGCGAAAGACACUUUCUACGUUACAGACGUGACAGGAAACCCAGUUGAAUCAAAAAUAGUGGAGUCAAUCAGACAACAGAUAGGAGUAAGUAAGCUGAAGGUGAAGAAGGACGAGGAUUGCUCUGUUCUUGGUACGGGCAGGCCUUGGCAAGAAACAGCAAUGGGGUAUUUACUAAGUAACAUCUUCAAACCCAAGUCUCACACAUAGAGUAUGUGCAUUGUAUAGACGAGGUUAGACAGAUUAUGGCAUUCUAAAGCUGAUGGCGAUAACUGUGUGAAAUUUGGCGUCAUGUAAAGAAGUCCCUAGUGUAAAUUUGUUUGAUCAUCAUCAAAUAACAGGAGGUGUGUUUGAUUAGGUAUGAAAGAAUCCAGAAGACAUUGGUGUAAAUGUGUGUAUAGCAAAAUGGAAAAUCAUCUAAUUUAAUAAAUUUGAAAGAUUAAUAAGAAGAGAUGAAGAGCAGGGGGAUGGGGGAGAGAAAGAUGAGCUUUAAAACAAACACACAAGUCUCUCUAAUUACAAACUAUAACCUAAACCUGUCAUUACAGCAUCUCGAUUAGUUUUCCUAGACUUCCUUAACCCAUUAUCUUAAUUAGACAGAGAGCUAUAGCCUUAGCUUUUAGACAAAAAAAAAAAAAAAAAAAA
Molecule: messenger RNA, 2875 nt
Organism: Capsella rubella
Lineage: Eukaryota; Viridiplantae; Streptophyta; Magnoliopsida; Brassicales; Brassicaceae
Product: ACT domain-containing protein ACR6
Exons: 9
Coding region: 1148-2440 (430 amino acids)
Source: RefSeq, a predicted model, not a curated record